Messenger RNA from Aspergillus ruber CBS 135680, 3798 nucleotides. Its product is annotated as putative leucine permease transcriptional regulator (SAC3). Gene Ontology annotation, cellular component: nucleus; cytoplasm; transcription export complex 2. The transcript has 5 exons. The coding region runs from base 1 to 3798 and encodes 1265 amino acids. Lineage: Eukaryota; Fungi; Ascomycota; Eurotiomycetes; Eurotiales; Aspergillaceae. Gene Ontology annotation, biological process: mRNA export from nucleus. The record is from RefSeq and is a predicted model, not a curated record.
AUGGCCGGUCCACCAAACCCAUUCGCUGGCUUGGCCCAAGCCCAAAACCAGAGAAAUGGAACCUCGAAUCGUGGAGGGCGUGGAGGACGAGGACGACCGUCGCCGUUCCAGCCUAAAAUUCUGAAUGCGCCUCCGUCUACGACGCCAACAGCACCUUCAUCCAGUGACAACAAGACCCGUGGUCGAGGACGAGGACGAGCUACGUCGACGAGAGGGUUUACGCGAGGUCGGGGAGGCUCGACAGGACAUGUCAACGCGUCACGUAAUAAGCCCGAGUCGAAUGGUGCGUCCGAGUCGCCGUUUACGCAACCGAAGUCGAAUAAGUGGAUCGCACCGCCUGCGCCUGCGCCAUCGCCUUUUGGUGUCCAGAAUUCGCAGACAAAAUCGCCAUUUGCUUCGAAUGGAUCGUCUCGGGGGCCAGGCUUUGGUGGAUUUGGGCCGCAACAGGCUGUUACAACAAAGAAGCCAGUGAUGAAUGGUGCGACGGGGGCUGUGCCGGUUGAAGAUGCUUCGACUUUGAGCAGUUACACUGAGCGAUACGAACAGCUCAAACUUGAUAGAGCAAAGGAGAGAGAAUUGGCUAUUAAAAAGGGUCUUAUGGCUGAUCCCAACCAACCCACCUCUCUAAAUCAGGCGAUUACUCCCGUUGGCACUUGCACGAGCAUGUGCCCCGACUUUGAGCGCGUCGAGCGCAUUGUUCAGAAGAUGGUGGAUAAGAGUGAAAAGGUAUCGACAUCAAGAUUGGAAUGGCCAUUACGUUCCCCAGGCUUACGGUUAUUACCUCAGUUUCUUCACCCAGCAACAAAUUCGUUACAAUAUAUGGAGACAAAGAUGCUUAAGCGAUUCAGAAGAUCGGCUGCCGGUUAUGACGAACAGCUUCCAUCCGAUAUUCGAACGCCCAAUACACUCCUUCAAACCACCAAUUACCUAAUCCGACAUGUCGUUGGAGGCCCUGAGCCUCUCGGUUUGAUUCACAAAUUCGUCUGGGAUCGUACUCGAUCUAUCCGGAAUGAUUUUUCUGUGCAACAACUCACUCAGGAAGACCAUGUUCGAACAGCAGUCACUUGUCUGGAACGGAUCGCACGGUUCCAUAUCCUUUCCCUUCAUCUACUUUCCAGCCCUGCGAAUGAGGAGCCAUUUGACCGCCACCAGGAACGGGAACAGCUCAACAACACCAUGCUAUCAUUGAUGUAUUACUACGAUGACAACCGUGGUCGUAUUUCGUUUGCCAACGAAGACGAAUUCAGGGCGUACUACAUCAUCUUCUCUAUCAUGGACCAGAGACCCGAUCUCGAAGCCAGGGUACAGAAAUGGCCUGCCGAGUUACGGAACUCAAAUCGCGUACAAGCAGCAUUGGAAUUGUUUGCUGCAGCUGGUAAUACGUGGGAUUACCAAGGAACGCUGGACUCUCGACGGCCCAAUGCGAUUGCCCAAGGCUUUUACGCGCGGUUUUUCGCAAUCGUGGACUCUCCCGCCGUGUCAUAUCUCAUGGCAUGUGUCGCGGAGAUUUAUUUCAACCACGUGCGACAGACGGCCAUCCGGUCGAUCUGGAAGGGAUACUGUCGCUACCCGGCCUCUCAGCAGCAUAAAAACGAAGAGUGGACGAUUGAUGAGUUGACGAUGGUGCUAUGUUUCGAUGAUGACGAACAGACGAGAACAUACUGCGAAUCACAAGGUCUGCAAUUCGCUGAAAACGCUAACGGCAACCUAUAUCUCAACUGGGGCAGUGAUCCCAUUGAAUCUGUUGCUUUCCAACCGUCUUCGGAUCAUUCAUUCUCAGAAACUCAUGUCGAAUCGAAGCGUGCAGGCAGAAGCCUGGUCGCGGUUAUCCUCGGACUGAGCAUCAAAGAAGCCGCUAGCAUAGGCAUGAUUGACAGCUCUGUGCUACCACAACGAUUACUUGCUUUGCCCGCUCCCACUGGUCUAUCGACAACGGAGGAUGAUUCUCUUUUCGUUAGCGAUGACGAGAACGAGAUUCCAGCACCUAGCGUUACGGUAUCCAGUGAUAAACCGCCGGCAUUCGCACUGUCUCCCUUUGGGGGUUUCCCGCCAAAAGCUAACGAGCCCCCAACCGCGGCAGCAUCGCAAACGAGUAACCCCUUCCCUUCGCCGUUUAGCGGUGGAUUUGGCCAAGCUCCUGCAGCGCCUACAUCUAUGACACCUGCGGUGUCUGCGCCGGCUUCCUCUAACCCUUUCGCUUCUAGCUUGUCCACCUUUACACCUGAACCGGCAGCGCCAGCUGCGCCCAAUCCUUUCGCUCGUGGUCCGUCUCCGUUCGCACCUGCAACGAGUGCGACAACUGCACCAGCAGCUCCUAAUCCUUUUGCUUCUACGCCAUUUGCACCACCGAAGGUUGGGACACAGGUCACCCAAACGCUUGGGCCCUUUGCUUUGUCUUCUCCGAGUCCGGAGAAGCAAACUAGCGUAUUCGACACAGCGCAGAAUCCUUUUGCUUCUAAACCUGCAGCCCCUGCUACCACGUCACCUGAGGCCAAGUUCCCUUCCUUCUCAACUUCCGCUCCUUCGUCGUUUAAUAUCUCGCAAACUUCGACUUCCUCUGAGCCGACUACUAGUGCUUUCCCUAGCACUUCUCAACCUGCUCCCUCCUCACCAUUCAGUAUCUUCAAGACCCCGGCUUUAACUGAGCAGACUCCGGGAGUCGCUGCUGGACAGCCCCCAAAGAGUCUCUUUGAUACAGCUAAAUCAUCCAGUUUCCCAGGGAGCAUAGGCUCUUUGUUUAACCCCCCUGGUCCGAGUGCUCCUCCCAAAGAGCCUAGUAUUCAAGUUCAGACAAGUGUCUCGAAGCCCGCGCAAGAGACACCUUCAUUGUUCGCGCCGAAAGAAAAUGUGCCGUCUAUUUUCUCGCCAAAUAAGCCAGCCGCAACAACCACCUCAACGAGUUCUAUCCUUGCGCCUAAGGAGAAUACGACUCCGAUGGAACAACCAAGUGUUACAGAGAAACCGACAGCGGCUGAACCGGCAGAGACUGUGCUCGAGCCGAUUGACCUUGCGCCUCCCACAAAGCCGAAUCGUGCGCCGUCGGUUUCUGAGAGUUUGAAGCAGCCCGCAGCCACGCUACCCCCAGCGCCAGCACAGCCAGAAGAGCCUACAACAAAACUUGCUGAGCCUGCUGCUGCGGAGAAGGAAGCGUCUAUUGAUGCAGCCGAGAAACGCGAUGCUUGGUUGAAGACCCUGCAAGAAGCCGCCUCCAGACGACGUGGAGAAACUUCCGGUCGGAAACGGGUUCUCGAGGAGCCGGAAGAGCCGCAACCGACCAGCAGUGGCCCUAAAGCAUCGAAGAUAUUCAAGUCCGAGGAGCCAACGCCUCGCAAAACAUCGAUGGCUUUAUCAUCAAUUAAGCCACUGCCCACGCUUCCUAUCCUGGAACAAGUCAAGUCGACGACUGCACGAAAACCCGUGGAACCGGAACCAGAGCUCAAAUACAACCAAAUCGACGAGGACGAACUCCUCCUAUCAGCAGCCCGCAUCGCUGCGGAGUCGUUACGAAGCGGGCCUCGACUGUCAGACAGCUGGCCCGGCUAUUACAACCACACCGAACGGCCUCGUUCUUCGUUCAGUCCCGCAAGCAGCUUUUCCUCGUCCAUGCCCCCGCUCUCGGGGAGUCAAUCGCCUUCAUAUUCAUCCCACCACCAUGUAAAUGGGCACGAUCUCGCGCUUGCACCUGAUGCAGACUUGGGCCUGGGUCGGAGUUUGUCUCGGACGGAACAAAGACUGCGACUUACCGGUGGUAAAGGACUGGCGUAUAAGCCAUUAGACUUUACGCCCGAGAAGAAAUGA